Molecule: messenger RNA, 747 nt
Organism: Lactuca sativa (garden lettuce)
Lineage: Eukaryota; Viridiplantae; Streptophyta; Magnoliopsida; Asterales; Asteraceae
Product: glutathione S-transferase T3
Source: RefSeq, a predicted model, not a curated record
AUGGAUCCCAACCAAAACACUCCUCCAAACUAUAAAAAUCGCAAACCCGAUAACGCUUUUGCGUUAGACACAACCCCUCGCCAAUUCCCGACCAUGGAAUCACCUCAAGGUGGUUUAGUCAAUUUGCUUCAAACUGGAAAAAACACGGGCCGACCCAACACCACCCAAGAAAGAAUCCCAUGGACAAAAGAGGAAGAAGAAAAGCUAGCCGAGGCAUGGAUUUCAGCUUCCCAAGACCCAAUCGAAGGCAAUAGUCAAGCUUUUGGUUGUUUUGGGGAGAAAGUUUGUGCGGUCUUUUACGAGCUAACGGGAAGUGAAAGCCGAAAUCCCGAUCAAAUUAACUUGAAGUGGCGCUAUAUUCGACUAAAAUGCACCGAAUUUGGAGAAAUUUACAACAACCUCCUAAACAUACGAAAAAGCGGGGCAAACGAUUGUGAUGUCUUCAAGGCGGGUUUGGACCAAUUUGAAAAAAUAACGCCAACACGCAAAGCUUUUCCAUAUGUGAAACAUUGGCUAAAGUUGAAAGAUGCUCUGAAAUGGAAGGAGCAAACGGAAGGAAGUUCACAAUCUUCCGGUUCAAAGCGUUCAAGAAACUCCGACGGAAUGUUUCAACAAUCGGACGGGCGAACACAUUUCGACAUCAAAGAUGAUCCACUCGAUAUUGAAGACGAGCAACCUCUUCGUCGACCUGUUGGAAGAAGUAAAGCAAAAAAAAAAAAAAGCGGCUUCAACAGCUUCGGGAUCUAG